AGUGCGGCGCGGGGCGGGGCGGGGCGGGCCGGUGCGCCUGGCAGCUGGCUGCGUCCUCCUGCGAGCGCUGGAGAGGGGCUGGAGGCGGGGCGGGGGCGCGGCUCCAGGCAUCCCUGCAGGGCGCUCUUCCGAGUCCCUCAGCGCUCUAACCCCACAGGGAAGAAGGAGGGGCCAGCGUCAGUGACGUCAGCGACACCGAGGUGAGCGUGGGCGUCACCAGUGGUGCUCCAUCAGUGCCUAUGGAUUAUGGCAGGAAAAGUAAAAUGGGUCACUGAUAUCGAGAAGUCAGUGCUGAUCAAUAACUUUGAAAAGAGAGGAUGGGUCCAAGUGACAGAAAACGAGGACUGGAAUUUUUACUGGAUGAGUGUGCAAACCAUCCGAAAUGUGUUCAGUGUCGAAACUGGAUAUCGGCUCUCAGAUGACCAAAUAGUCAACCAUUUUCCAAACCACUAUGAACUGACCCGGAAGGACCUGAUGGUGAAGAACAUCAAAAGAUACAGGAAGGAGCUGGAGAAAGAAGGGAGUCCCCUGGCAGAAAAAGAUGAAAAUGGAAAAUACCUCUAUCUGGACUUUGUUCCUGUCACCUAUAUGCUGCCUGCUGACUACAACCUGUUUGUAGAGGAGUUCCGGAAGAGCCCGUCCAGCACCUGGAUCAUGAAGCCUUGUGGCAAGGCCCAGGGAAAGGGCAUCUUCCUUAUCAACAAGCUCUCACAGAUCAAAAAGUGGUCCCGGGACAGCAAGACGUCUUCGUUUGUGUCUCAAUCUAAUAAAGAAGCCUACGUGAUUUCUCUCUAUAUCAACAACCCGUUACUAAUUGGCGGGAGGAAGUUCGACCUGCGCUUGUACGUUCUGGUGUCCACGUACCGUCCGCUACGCUGUUACAUGUAUAAGCUUGGGUUUUGCCGGUUUUGCACAGUGAAAUACACCCCGAGUACCAGUGAGCUGGACAACAUGUUCGUUCAUCUCACCAACGUCGCCAUCCAGAAACACGGGGAGGACUACAACCACAUCCAUGGGGGCAAGUGGACAGUGAGCAACCUGCGGCUCUACCUGGAGAGCACCCGCGGCAAGGAGGUGACCAGCAAGCUGUUCGACGAGAUCCACUGGAUCAUCGUGCAGUCCUUGAAGGCUGUGGCGCCGGUGAUGAACAAUGACAAGCACUGCUUUGAAUGCUAUGGCUAUGACAUCAUCAUUGACGACAAGCUGAAGCCCUGGCUGAUCGAGGAAAGCAGCUCACAACCUCGGCAGCCCUUGGCCAGCAGGAGCACGCUCCUGAGGGAAGGAACGCCUCUGCUGUUCUUCGGCAUCUGUGAAGGUCGAGUUUGGAAGUGGAUUCCUCUGCCUCUGUCAGUGGGUGGAGAGGACAUCAUGGUGGGUGUCUGUUUAGCACUGCCUCCUGACACCAAGCCUGGCUGGUGCGACCUCAGCCACAGUGGGCGCCGGCGCACUUACCAGAGGCCCCAGCUUCAAACCCACCUUGCCCAACUGUUACCCUGGAGCCAGGAGGAGGAGCUUCAGGCCUCUGAGGGGACAAAAGAACUCCGGCUGUAUUGGUUAUUGGUUCAUCUCCCCACACGCCCUUCCGACCAAGUUCAUUUGCCAGUGCACGGCUCGGGCCCUUCAUCUCGGUCACAUUUUGAGCCAGGACACCUGAGUCCACAAUAGCAGGUUGUAGGGAGUGGUUCCCUGUGGGUAGAGUCAUGGGAACCCCUUCAUGAAGCUGCCGGAAGAGCCAAUGGGAACCCCUUCAUGAAGCUGCCGGAAGAGCCAAGCGAGCUGGUUCCAUCAUGGCAUUUUCCAGGCAACUCCUUAUGCCGCCAAAGCUGGGUGUGUGAGCGGGGAAUAGAUCGCCAGUGUUCGUACUUUCUUGUCCUCCAUGUUAAACAGAAUCACUUGAGGCCAGGUGUGGUG
Messenger RNA from Chlorocebus sabaeus (green monkey), 1911 nucleotides. The record is from RefSeq and is a predicted model, not a curated record. NCBI's taxonomy places the organism in Eukaryota, Metazoa, Chordata, Mammalia, Primates, Cercopithecidae.